Messenger RNA from Eucalyptus grandis, 393 nucleotides. RefSeq lists its product as uncharacterized. The record is from RefSeq and is a predicted model, not a curated record. Gene Ontology annotation, molecular function: RNA-DNA hybrid ribonuclease activity; nucleic acid binding. The coding region runs from base 1 to 393 and encodes 130 amino acids. The transcript is spliced from 2 exons. NCBI's taxonomy places the organism in Eukaryota, Viridiplantae, Streptophyta, Magnoliopsida, Myrtales, Myrtaceae.
AUGGUGGCCAACGGCUUUGCGGAGCAGAUCUGGGCGCUCUCUCCCCAGCACGCCGAAGCCCUAGCUCUGUUGCAGGGGUUGAAGUUCUUGAACAGAAGUGAAGCUACGCACGUGGGACAGGGUUUUGUCCAAAGCAGCGGAUGGAUAGUUGAAAGUGACAGUUCAAACAUGGUGGAUACUGUGAUGGGCCGGGCCGAAUCCUCCUGGGACAUAAAAGAAAUUAUUGAACAGUGCAAAGAAGAGCUUCAUUUUAUUAAAUCAGUCAGGGGCGUAGCUGUAACGGUCGAGCAUACUCUUCGCGAAGCAAACCGAGCUGCGGAUUGGCUCGCAAACUCCCACCGGUCCAAAAAUCUUCCUGCAAACUGGGUGCUUGUAUUUUCUGAGAUAUUGUGA